CCUCACUCUGAAGGUGACAAUUCCUUGGAGCCUUCCUUGGUCUUCUUUGGGGUCCCUGGCUCCAGAGACCAUUCUUUCCAGCCCAGCUCUGCACCCUCUCACAGCCGCAGCAGCCACCUUGGAAUCUACGUGGAUCAUGUUUUCUGUGUUUGGACUCCCCAUCCCUAUAUCGGCCACAGAACUUCUCCUGGCCUCUGCCGUCUUCUGCCUGGUAUUCUGGGUGCUCAGGGCCUGGCGGCCUCGGGUCCCUCAAGGCCUGAAGAGUCCACCGGAGCCCUGGGGCUGGCCCCUGCUCGGGCAUGUGCUGACCUUGGGGAAGAACCCACACUUGGUUCUGUCACAGCUGAGCCAGCGCUAUGGGGACGUGCUGCAGAUCCGCAUUGGCUGCACACCCGUGCUGGUGCUCAGUGGCCUGGACACCAUCCGGCAGGCCCUGGUGCGGCAGGGCGAUGAUUUCAAGGGCCGGCCCGACCUCUACAGCUUCACCUUGAUCUCUGAUGGCCAGAGCAUGACCUUCAACCCAGACUCUGGACCGGUGUGGGCUGCCCGGCGACGCCUGGCCCAAAAUGCUCUGAAGAGUUUCUCCAUCGCCUCAGACCCGUCUUCCUCGUCCUCCUGCUACCUGGAAGAGCACGUGAGCAAGGAGGCUGAGGCCCUCCUGGGCAAGUUCCAGGAGCUGAUGGCAGGGCCUGGGCGCUUCGACCCCUUCAAGUAUGUAGUGGUGUCAGUGGCCAAUGUCAUCUGUGCCAUAUGCUUUGGCCGGCGCUAUGACCAUGACGAUAAAGAGUUUCUUAGCCUCAUCGACCUGAAUAAUGAGUUCGGGGAGAUAACUGCCUCCGGGAACCCAGCCGACUUCAUCCCUGUUCUCCGUUACCUGCCCAACACUGCCCUGGACCUCUUCAAGGACCUGAAUCGGAGGUUCCACGUCUUUGUACAGAAGAUAGUCACGGAACACUACAAAACGUUUGAGAAGGGUCACAUCCGGGACAUCACAGACAGCCUGAUUGAGCACUGCCAGGACAAGAGGCUGGACGAGAAUGCCAAUAUCCAGCUGUCGGAUGAGAAGAUCAUUAAUGUCGUCAUAGACCUCUUUGGAGCCGGGUUUGACACUGUCACAACUGCCAUCUCCUGGAGCCUCCUAUACCUGGUGACAAGCCCCAGGGUGCAAAAAAAGAUUCAGGAGGAGCUGGACACAGUGAUUGGCAGGGCACGGCGGCCCCGGCUCUCUGACAGACCCCAGCUGCCCUAUUUGGAGGCCUUCAUCCUGGAGACCUUCCGACACUCCUCCUUCGUCCCCUUCACCAUCCCCCACAGUACCACAAGAGACACUAGUCUGAAUGGCUUUUACAUCCCCAAGGGGCGCUGUGUCUUUGUGAACCAGUGGCAGAUCAACCAUGACCAGAAGCUAUGGGAGGAUCCAUCUGAGUUCCGGCCAGAACGGUUUCUCACUGCUGAUGGCACCAUCAACAAAGUACUGAGUGAGAAGGUGAUUAUUUUCGGCUUGGGCAAGCGGAAGUGCAUCGGUGAGACCAUUGCCCGCUUGGAGGUCUUUCUCUUCUUGGCCAUCCUGCUGCAUCAGGUGGAAUUCCGUGUGACCCCGGGUGUGAAGGUGGACAUGACCCCCCUGUAUGGGCUGACCAUGAAGUACGCCCGCUGUGAGCACUUUCAGGUGCACGUGCGCCCUUAGGGGACAGACAGCUCUGCCCCUGUCUGGGCAGCCAGGCCAGGGGCCUAACCCAGGGGAGCCUAAAACCCACAGACUUUGUCAGGCUGAUUUUUUGCUGUCUGAGCUAUGGGCAAGCCUGAGGGAUCAUACCUGCCCCCCACCCUGGACUUGUCCUUCUGCACACUGAUCACAGAUAGUGGACACAUCAGGGGCCACACAGGAGCUGAUGGAGCCCUUCUGAAGUUGUGCUGGAAGGGCUAGAGGGUCCUCAGGCCUCUGGAAACCUCCAAAGAGCUUUUGGGAAGCCCCUGGGCCCAGCCCACCAGCUGGUUGGCUUUUCAUGGAGGCUGACUGGCUUGAGAAACAUUCAGAGCAGGUCACACCAGGGCCUCACCAAUCUCUGACAAUUGGGAGCCGUCAAGACUGAAGGGGAGAGGCAGUCCAGAAUACUGACACGGAGGUGGGUCUCCCUGCUUAAACAAGGCUGAGCAAUCUGACCACUAGGGUCUGGGACACUGUGCCUGGGGGACAACCUUCCUCUCUGCAGGCAGGGGUGGGGCUGCCGCCUAGCCUUUCGAGGCCCCUGUUCCUGUCCAGGGAGGGCUGAGGACUUGUGUCUAACAGGAGCAGAGAGCAGAGGGAGGGCCCAAAUCCAGGCACCAGGACUGGAUCAGGAGGGCGGGGGUGGUAAUCGCAUCAUCUUCUACUGCAUCUCCUUUCAAUAUACCCUGUGUUAAAAAGUCUUUUAAAAAUGUUUGUAUACAAGGACCUUUUCAUUUUCGCCUGUAUUGUACUUGCAUGUUUGUAUUUGCCAUAUACGAGAGCUUAAGAGCAGCUUAUUGGGAGCCAUGAAGAAAAUUCUAACCCAGGUAUCCAGAAAUGUAUAGGAAAUAUCUAUCUACCCGAGCUAAAUAAAGAUAUUAUUCAGAAGUC
This is a messenger RNA of Cervus elaphus (red deer), 2599 nucleotides long. Its product is annotated as cytochrome P450 1A1. Gene Ontology annotation, biological process: hormone biosynthetic process; progesterone metabolic process. The transcript is spliced from 7 exons. NCBI's taxonomy places the organism in Eukaryota, Metazoa, Chordata, Mammalia, Artiodactyla, Cervidae. Gene Ontology annotation, molecular function: oxidoreductase activity, acting on paired donors, with incorporation or reduction of molecular oxygen, reduced flavin or flavoprotein as one donor, and incorporation of one atom of oxygen; heme binding; iron ion binding. The coding region runs from base 137 to 1687 and encodes 516 amino acids. The record is from RefSeq and is a predicted model, not a curated record.